AUGAAUAUAAUUAGGGAAAAUAAAGAUUUGGCCUGUUUCUACACAACAAAGCAUUCCUGGAGGGGAAAGUAUAAGCGAGUUUUUUCAGUUGGAACUCAUGCCAUCACUACAUACAAUCCUAACACAUUAGAAGUUACAAACCAGUGGCCUUAUGGAGACAUCUGCAGCAUUAGUCCAGUUGGAAGGGGACAAGGAACAGAAUUCAGCCUCACAUUUCGUAAGGGGAGUGGGAAGAAGUCCGAAACGCUUAAGUUUUCUACAGAGCACAGAACAGAACUUCUCACUGAAGCACUGAGAUUCAGAACUGAUUUUGCUGAAGGAAAAAUCACUGGAAGGAGAUAUAAUUGUUAUAAGCACCACUGGAGUGAUACAAGAAAACCUGUAAUUCUAGAAGUGACUCCUGGAGGCUUUGACCAGAUUAAUCCUACCACAAAUAAAGUUCUGUGUUCUUAUGACUACAGAAAUAUUGAAGGAUUUGUGGAUCUCUCUGAUUAUCCGGGAGGUUUCUGUAUACUUUACGGAGGGUUUAGUAGACUACAUUUAUUUGCUUCUGAGCAAAGGGAAGAAAUUAUCAAGAGUGCAAUAGAACAUGCUGGUAAUUAUGUUGGCAUCUCCUUGAGGAUAAGGAAAGAACUAUUAGAAUUUGAGCAGUAUUUGAGUCUUCGCUUUGGAAAAUACAGCAAUGAUGAAUCUAUUACAUCUUUAGCAGAGUUUGUGGUGCAAAAGAUAACUCCUAGACAUUCGGAACCAGUGAAAAGGAUACUGGCUCUUACAGAAACUUGCUUAGUGGAACGUGACCCUGCUACAUAUAACAUUGCAACACUGAAAUCCUUAGGAGAGGUAUUUGCACUAGUGUGUGAUUCAGAAAAUCCACAGCUCUUUACGAUAGAGUUCAUCAAGGGACAAAUCCGAAAAUAUUCUUCAACAGAGAGGGAUUCAUUGUUAGCCAGUUUACUGGAUGGAGUAAGAGCAUCUGGUAAUAGGGAUGUCUGUGUGAAAAUGACACCCACGGACAAGGGCCAGCGGUGGGGUCUGCUAAGUAUGCCAGUGGAUGAGGAAGUUGAAAGUCUUCAUCUAAGAUUCUUGGCAGCACCUCCAAAUGGCAACUUUGCAGAUGCAGUCUUCAGGUUUAAUGCUAACAUUUCGUACAGUGGGGUUCUGCACGCAGUAACACAAGACGGCCUAUUUUCAGAAAACAAAGAAAAAUUAAUAAACAAUGCCAUAACAGCAUUACUCUCCCAAGAAGGUGAUAUUGCGGCAUCUAAUCCAGAGCUUGAAAGCCAGUUCCAAGCUGUUAGAAGAUUAGUUGCUUCAAAAGCAGGGUUUCUCGCUUUCACUCAGCUUCCGAAAUUUCGGGAACGCCUGGGUGUGAAGGUAGUGAAGGCUCUUAAGAGGAACAACGAUGGAGUAACGCAUGCUUCCAUUGAUAUGCUUUGUGCCCUCAUGUGUCCCAUGCAUGAUGACUAUGACCUGAGGCAAGAGCAGCUAAACAAAGCAUCCCUUCUUUCUUCAAAGAAGUUUCUGGAAAACUUAUUGGAGAAAUUUAAUUCCCAUGUGGAACACGGAACGGGUGCCCUAGUUAUUAGUUCACUUUUGGACUUCCUUACCUUUGCUCUUUGUGCUCCAUAUAGUGAGACAACAGAAGGGCAACAGUUUGAUAUGUUACUAGAGAUGGUUGCAUCUAAUGGGAGAACCCUCUUUAAACUCUUUCAGCAUCCUUCCAUGGCUAUUGUGAAAGGAGCUGGAUUGGUUAUGAAGGCAAUAAUAGAGGAGGGAGAUAAAGAGAUAGCAACCAAAAUGCAAGAUCUUGCCCUAAGUGAAGGUGCCUUACCUCGUCAUUUACACACUGCUAUGUUUACAAUAAGCACAGAUCAAAGGAUGCUUACAAAUAGGCAGCUAAGUAGACAUUUAGUGGGCCUGUGGACUGCUGAAAAUGCAACUGCUCUGAAUUUGUUGAAGCGUAUUUUGCCAUUCGGCUUGCUAUCGUACCUUGACAGCAAUGACCCAGUUCCUGAAAAGGAUGCUGAUCGGAUGCAUAUUAGAGAUAACUUAAAAAUUGCAAAUGAUCAAUAUGGCAAGUUUAAUAAAGUGCCAGAGUGGCAAAGACUUGCAGGAAAAGCUGCUAAGGAGGUUGAAAAAUUUGCCAAAGAGAAGGUGGAUCUUGUUUUGAUGCACUGGAGAGACAAAAUGGGAAUAGCACAGAAAGAGGACAGAAACAAUAUGAAUAUUAAUCAAAAGCCAGUCAUAUUGAGGAAACGAAGGCAAAGGAUAAAAAUACAAUCAAACUGGGAUCUCUUCUACUACAGAUUUCUUCAAGAUCAUGCUAGAUCCAACUUGAUUUGGAAUUUCAAAACCCGAGAAGAAUUGAGAGACACCCUAGAGUCUGAAAUGCGGGCAUUUCAGAUUGAUAGAGAACUUGGCAGUGCUAACGUCAUCUCAUGGAAUCACCAUGAAUUUGAGGUGAAGUAUGAAUGCCUGUCAGAGGAAAUAAAAAUAGGGGAUUAUUACCUGAGAUUGCUGUUGGAAGAAGAUGAAAGUGAAGAAAGUGGAGCAAUAAAAAAAUCGUAUGAAUUUUUCAAUGAAUUGUACCACCGUUUCCUGCUUACCCCUAAAAUAAACAUGAAAUGUCUCUGCUUGCAAGCCUUGGCCAUUGUUUAUGGCAGAUGCUACGAAGAGAUAGGCCCAUUUGGUGACACCAGAUAUAUUGUAGGGAUGCUGGAAAGGUGCACUGACAGACUUGAGCGGGACCGGCUGAUACUGUUCCUUAACAAACUCAUUCUCAACAAGAAAAAUGUCAAGGAGCUCAUGGAUUCUAAUGGUAUCAGAAUCCUUGUGGAUCUUCUCACUCUGGCCCACCUUCACACGAGCAGGGCUACAGUACCACUGCAAAGUAAUGUAAUUGAAGCAUCACCUGAUAUGAAGAGAGAGAGUGAGAAAGAGUGGUAUUUCGGCAAUGCAGACAAAGAGAGAAGUGGUCCUUACAGCUUUCACGAGAUGCAGGAUUUGUGGACCAAAGGGAAGCUGACGCCGAAAACACGUUGCUGGGCCCAGGGCAUGGAUGGGUGGCGCCCACUGCAAGUUAUCCCUCAGCUGAAGUGGUGCCUCCUUGCCAGUGGACAGGCUGUACUAAAUGAGACAGAUCUUGCUACGCUUAUUCUCAACAUGCUGGUCACAAUGUGUAGCUAUUUUCCUAGUAGAGAUCAGGACAAUGCCAUUAUAAGACCUCUACCUCGAGUGAAGAGACUUCUUUCAGACAGCACUUGCCUUCCCCAUAUCAUUCAGCUGUUGCUAACUUUUGACCCGAUUCUUGUUGAGAAAGUGGCCAUAUUGCUUUUCUACAUCAUGCAAGACAACCCGCAGUUACCGCGACUUUACCUCAGUGGGGUAUUCUUCUUCAUCAUGAUGUACACUGGUUCCAAUGUACUCCCUGUUGCAAGGUUUCUGAAGUAUACGCAUUCAAAGCAAGCUUUCAAGUCUGAAGAGACAAAAGGGCAAGAUAUAGUUCAGAGGAGCAUUCUUGGACACAUCCUACCAGAAGCCAUGGUGUGCUAUUUAGAAAAUUACGAACCAGAGAAGUUUUCUGAAAUAUUUUUGGGUGAAUUUGACACUCCAGAAGCUAUUUGGAGUAAUGAAAUGAGGCGCCUCAUGAUUGAGAAAAUUGCUGCCCAUCUUGCUGACUUCACUCCCCGUCUUCAAAGUAAUACAAGAGCGCUUUAUCAGUAUUGCCCGAUCCCAGUCAUCAACUACCCUCAACUGGAAAAUGAGCUGUUUUGUAACAUAUAUUACCUCAGACAUCUUUGCGAUAAAUUACGGUUUCCUGACUGGCCAAUUAGAGAUCCUGUUAAACUAUUGAAAGAUACCCUGGAUGCUUGGAAGAAGGAGGUAGAGAAGAAGCCACCUACAAUGUCAAUAGAUGAUGCUUAUGAAGUUCUCCAUCUUCCAAAGGGACAAGGGAAACAUGAUGAGAGCAAGAUCAGGAAAGCUUAUUUCAGAUUGGCUCAGAAAUAUCACCCUGACAAGAAUCCAGAAGGUCGAGAUAUGUUUGAAAAAGUGAAUAAAGCUUAUGAGUUUUUGUGUACAAAGUCAGCCAAAGUAGUGGAUGGUCCAGAUCCUGAAAAUAUUAUUUUGAUUCUGAAAGCCCAAAGCAUCCUCUUCAACAGACACAAAGAAGAGUUGAAGCCCUACAAAUAUGCCGGUUACCCUAUGCUGAUCAAGACAAUCACACUAGAAACUUCAGAUGACCUCUUAUUCUCCAAGGAGUCUCCUCUGUUGCCUGCUGCAACUGAGCUGGCUUUCUACACUGUCAAUUGUUCAGCGCUUAAUGCCGAAGAGCUGAGAAGAGAGAAUGGAAUAGAGGUCUUGCAAGAGGCAUUUAAUCGCUGUGUUGCAGUCCUGACACGCUCCAGUAAGCCAGAUGACAUGUCAGUCCAGGUGUGUGGACAUAUUUGUAAGUGUUACAGCGUGGCGGCUCAGUUUGAAGACUGCAGAGAAAAAAUAACUGAAAUGCCCCAUGUCAUCAAGGACCUCUGUCGAGGGCUGUACUAUGGGCAGACCAUUCCACGUGUGGCUUCCCUGGGAGUAGAAUGCGUCAGCUCGUUUGCUGUGGAUUACUUGUUACAGACACAUCUCUUUGGAGCUGGGGUUCUGUGGUAUUUACUUGGUUACCUCUUCAACUAUGAUUACACGCUGGAAGAGAGUGGUAUUCAGAAGAGUGAAGAUUCCAAUCAGCAGGAAGUAGCCAAUAGCCUUGCCAAACUUGGCCUCCUUGCUUUGAGCCGUCUUGGAGGAUAUCUUCCUGGAGAACAAGCUACACCUGAAAAUCCAGCCAUCAGAAAAAGUCUUGCAAGCAUGCUUACUCCUUAUAUUGCAAGGAAGCUGGCAGUAGUUAGUCCUACUGAGAUUCUGAAAAUGCUCAACAGCAACACAGAGAGCCCGUACUUGAUAUGGAACAACCGGACAAGAGCAGAGCUCCUUGAAUUCCUAGAAUCGCAGCAGGAAAGCAUGAUCAAAAGAGGUGACUGUGACAAAAGUUAUGGGUCGGAAUUUGUCUUCAGUGAUCAUGCGAAGGAACUCAUUGUAGGAGAGAUUUUUGUUAGAGUUUACAAUGAAGUCCCCACAUUCCAGCUAGAGCUUCCUAAAGCAUUUGCUGCAAGCCUUUUAGACUAUAUAGGCUCACAAGCACAAUACCUUCAUACGUUAAUGGCCAUCACCCAGACUGGGAAAGUAGAGUCUAACCAACAUGGAGAGAGGCUCAGAAGGGUUGAAAUGGCUUUGGAGGCUCUGAGGAAUGUAAUAAAACAUAACCCAGGUUCAGAGUGUGAAUGCAUAGGGCACUUUAAGUUAAUAUUCUCCCUUCUACGUGUCCACGGAGCUGGUCAAGUACAACAGCUGGCUCUGGAGGUGGUGAACAUAGUAACUAGUAAUCAGGAAUGUGUUAACAAUAUUGCAGAGGCAAUGGUCCUUUCCAACUUACUGGCCCUUCUGCAUUCACUGCCAUCAAGUCGGCAGCUUGUUCUUGAAACUCUGUAUGCUUUGACAUCUAGUACCAAAAUCGUGAAAGAAGCGAUGGCGAAAGGUGCUUUAAUCUACUUACUUGAUAUGUUCUGCAACUCGACCCAUCCACAAGUUCGAUCUCAAACAGCAGAGCUCUUUGCUAAAAUGACAGCGGAUAAGCUGGUGGGUCCAAAGGUUAGGAUUAUCCUUAUGAAGUUUCUGCCUGGUGUAUUUAUGGAUGCCAUGAGAGAUAAUCCUGAAGCUGCUGUUCAUAUUUUUGAAGGAACACAUGAAAAUCCUGAGUUAAUAUGGAAUGACAACUCCAGGGAGAAGGUGUCAACCACUGUCCGUGAAAUGAUGCUAGAGCACUUUAAACUACAGAGAGACAACCCAGAUAUUAACUGGAAGUUGCCUGAGGACUUUGCUGUGGUAUAUGGUGAAGCAGAAGGAGAAUUAUCCAUAGGGGGAGUCUUCCUAAGAAUUUUUAUUGCCCAGCCGGCCUGGGUCCUUCGAAAACCUAGAGAAUUUCUCAUUGCACUGUUAGAAAAAUUCACCGAACUACUGGAGAAGAACAACCCACAUGGGGAAACACUCGAAACCAUAACGACAGCAACGGUGUGCCUCUUCGGCGCUCAGCCUCAGCUAGCAGAUCAGGUUCCCCCACUUGGUCAUCUUCCCAAGAUUCUCCAGGCCAUGAAUCACAAGAACAAUGCCAUUCCUAAAAGUGCCAUGCGUGUCAUACACAUACUGGCCGACAAUGAGGUAUGCGGAUUGUGGUCUAUUUCUUCAGUGGAAGCACUAGGAGUCCCUAUGAUGAAUGGAAUGAAGAAGCGACCGGAUACUAUUGGGGUAGCCUGCGAAGCCCUUAACCGAAUGUUUCAAAAAGAGCAGAAUGAUUUAGUAGCCCAAGCGUUGAAAGCAGACUUGGUCCUGUACCUGCUAAAAUUGCUUGAGGGCAUUGGCCUUGAAAAUCUGGAAAGCCCUUCAGCUACAAAAGCUCAAAUUGUGAAAGCCCUGAAAUCUAUGACUCGCAGCCUACAGUACGGAGAGCAGGUAAACGAAAUCUUGUCUCGUUCCUCUGUGUGGAGUGCCUUUAAAGAUCAGAAACAUGACUUGUUCAUUUCUGAGACUCAGACAGCGGGAUACCUCACAGGUCCUGGUGUUGCUGGCUACCUUACUGCAGGGAGGUCUUCAUCUGUCCUGCCCAGCGUCCCACCUCCGGUGGACCACGAUGCUGGAGAUGCCAGUUAAAGGACAUGAAAUACCCGUGCGAGUGAGAGACUCCAUGGCAGACUGGCCAGUGAUGAGGGAGGCCUCCGUUCCUUGGUCUAAAUAGUUGCAACGAAUUUUGCCUGCCUUUCCAGUUCCAUGACAGUGUUAUUCCUUUUUCUAUGAAUAUAUUUUUUUUAGAAAAAAAAUUCACAAUUCUAUCACAUUGUAACAUAAGGAGAAAAGUACUCUGUGGAUCAGCUUAAAUGGGGUACAGAAGAAUUUUUGUUUCUUGCUGUACGUGAGCACAUUUUUGUUCCUUUAUAUUUUUGUUUACAAGACUGUGAAUCAAACAACACUUUUUCCUAGUUUUUUGUAUCUUAUGAACUUAGCAUGACUGGAGUUGAACUACAGUCUUGAAGAAUUGGGCUAAAUCACUUGAUCCUUGAUCCUCCCAUCCUCUCGAAGAAGAACACUUUCCUCCUUGUCUCCAAGUCGGAUGUGAUCAUCCCUCUUGGACUUGGCUGACUUGAUGUUUACUUGUGUCCUUGAUCAUUAACAUUACGUUUCACAAGACCUAACAAAUUUGUAUGUAUAACUGGCUUUACCAAAUUGAAAAAUUAAAGUGCAGCAAAAAAAAAACCCUAUUUAAAAAAAAAUGUUAUAUAAAAGCAUAGUGUAAUUGUGAUAUGUUCUAUACAU
Messenger RNA from Gekko japonicus, 7404 nucleotides. RefSeq names its product DnaJ heat shock protein family (Hsp40) member C13 (gene DNAJC13). Gene Ontology annotation, biological process: regulation of early endosome to late endosome transport; endosome organization; receptor-mediated endocytosis. NCBI's taxonomy places the organism in Eukaryota, Metazoa, Chordata, Lepidosauria, Squamata, Gekkonidae. The coding region runs from base 1 to 6744 and encodes 2247 amino acids. The record is from RefSeq and is a predicted model, not a curated record. Gene Ontology annotation, cellular component: endosome membrane. The transcript has 57 exons.